AUGGUAACAGUAACUUACAUAUAUUAGAUACUUGGUCUGUGCUUUCCAAUCCUGUGGGAUAGAUACAAUGUUUCCUCUAUUUUGUAGAGGAAGAUAAUAAGGCAAGGGGAGGUUGAAUACUUUGCUGAAGGUCAUAUGCAGCCUCUAAGUGAGAGGCUCCAAUACUCACCACCUUCACCACAUUUACUGUUUCUCACACAAGUAUAUUCACUUUGUUGCUAAAGUUACUUUCUCCCCACUAAUCUAUGGCCUCUCCAUCUUUUGUUAAUGUAGUCUAUGAUUUCUCCAUUUCAGCAUGAUUUCUCCAUUUAUGUUUGGUCCAGAUUAAGACAAUUCAUAAACUAAAACAGAGCUGGUCUACUUCAGUUGGGUCCAAGAACAAUUCUCUUGGCCCUGAUCAAUUGACUCAAAUGUCAUGCCCUUGCUUUCUGAGCUAUAAUGAGAAAAAAGCUGUUUCGAGUUGCUGUUUAGGCAUUUUACAGUAUAAUGACCCAGAGUCUGGACAUUUGGAUAAUGACUUGAGUUUAAGAUUCCUGCCCCAAAUUACCACUUGCUUUUCCUGGGGCACCUUUGAAAACGACCAUUGAGAGUUGAACCUGUAUAAAGUUAGUGACCUGCACCCCAAUCACCUUAUACGUUAACACGCUCUUGCUAGCCUGUUCACAUGUGAACUGGGUCAGAGCACUGCCCUUCUCCUUGCUUAUUGCCUCCCUUUCCCUGCUCCUGGUUUCUGGGAUCUCUAAGUAAUAAGUCUUUCAAUUUUACUUCCUUUGUGGAUUGUACUGUACCUUCAAUCAAAACGACUGCAGGUUUUUACUUCCCUAGCUGGGCAACCGAGGGAGUUACUUGCUGACCCCAUGUGGUGGCUUGUGCCUCCUCAUUUAGCAGAUCAUAAUCUGUAUAUCCUUAAUUUAAUAUACCAGCUACAUGUCCCCCAACACAUAAGGGGUGCCAUUUUCCCUCGGCUAAUAAAUGGUGCUAUUUUUUAAGUUUCUACACUCCUGUAGACGGCGAAAAAUGAAUCAAAGGAGAUUGCAGUAUCUGGAUUGCAAAGGACCUAAAAAAUCUCAUUAAGGAAUAUGGAUUUAAUCCUAGACCCUCUCUUUCCCCAACAGUCCCCUAAAGGGCUUUAAGGCAGUGAAGCUCUUUUAACUAGAUUACUAUGGCAACCCCAGUGUGAAGAACAGACUCACCAAAGGCCAAGGGGCCAGUUGGGAAGCUUUCAUAGAACUCUACCUGUGAUGUCAGUAGUUUGAGCCAGGAUGGGUGGGAAACAAUGGAUGGAACUGAUGGAUGUGAGUGACUGGAUGGGGGUCGUGGGAGAGGGAGGCAGGAUUGUGGCUGGUGUUUCCUUGGGGCAACAGGGAUGGUCUAUUUUUAGACACAGAGAAUGAAGGAGGAAACAGAUUAGGGAUGAAAGACUAAUUUUAGCAGGUUUACUUGAAGGUGGGAUGGGCCGUGUACAAGUCUGAGAUUUAGGAAGGAGGUUGUGGACAGAGAUUAAAAAAUGUGGAAGUUGUCAGCACACGGAUUGAGACUCGUGCUUUUAAGAGUGUGUCAGGACAAAAGGAAUUCUAAGACAGAACCUCAAGGGAAACUAACAUUUAGGAGACGGGCCGGGGUACAGGAGCCUGAAAAAGGCCUCAGCAGAGAGUUGGAGGGAGAGCCCGGAGCAUGCACAGUCAGGGAAGUGGGGGCAGGGAGUGCUUCUAGAAGGAGCGGGUGGCCAACAGGGUCAAAUGUUAGGGAGAGCCUGAGUGACAGAGGACCAGACGAGAGUGACAUCAGUGACGCGGGCGUCCUGUGUGACCAGCUGAGGGCAGUUCAGAUAGAGCAGCAGACGCCACAGUUGACUUAAGGGUGUGAGCAACCUGUGCGCAUAGAUACAUGGCUCAAAAGGGGAGGAGAGGUGACGCUCACUAGCAUAUAAAGCUGAGGGUAACUACAUGUCUACCACUGUUUCCACAUCCAUCUCUUUCUGUUUUAGAUUUAAGAGACUUGAGUCUAUUUAACAGCUAAACAGAAGGAGGGAGUGGGGAAGGAGACAUCGAACCUACAGGAGGGAGGAGAGGAAAAGAAAAGGCUAUGUUUGCAGGAAACGGAAUCCACGACUGGUGGAUGAAGAUAGCCACCUUGACAGAGAGAAGGACAAGACUUCUACUGAGCCAGAUAGGAGGGAGAGAUGAGGAGGACGGGUCGGGCGGCCAAGCAGCCAUGCCUACCUGGGGGGCCGGCUCCCCGUCCCCUGACCGCUUUGCGGUGUCUGCGGAGGCCGAGGACAAGGUGCGGGAGCAGCUGCCCCGCGUGGAGCGCAUCUUCAGAGUGGGGAUGAGCGUCCUUCCGAAGGACUGUCCUGAGAACCCUCACAUCUGGCUGCAGCUGGAGGGCCCCAAAGAGAACGCCAGCAGAGCCAAGGAGUACCUGAAGGGUCUCUGUAGCCCGGAGCUACAGAAUGAAAUCCACUACCCACCCAAACUGCACUGCAUCUUUCUGGGAGCCCAGGGCUUCUUCCUUGAUUGCCUGACUUGGAGCACAUCUGCCCACUUGGUGCCUGGAGUGCCCGGCUCGCUGAUGGUCAGUGGCCUGACUGAGGCCUUCGUCAUGGUCCAGAGUCGAGUGGAGGAGCUGGUGGAGCGGCUGAGCUGGGACUUUCGUCUGGGGCCAUCCCCCGGAGCCUCUCAGUGUGCUGGAGUGCUGAGAGAGUUCUCUGCCCUGCUGCAGGCCCGGGGGGAUGCCCACACAGAGGCCCUGCUGCAGCUGCCCCAGGCCAUCCAGGAGGAGCUGCUGAGCCUGGUGCAGGAGGCAUCCCGGGGGCAGGGGCCCCAAGCAUUCCCGUCCUGGGGGUGGGGGGGCCCAGGUCCGUUGGGUGCUCAGCAGCAGGGAGUCAGGACUCCCCUGGGUGACGGUGGAGUGUCUUUGGACACGGGACCUACAGGGUGGCAAGAGUCAAGGGGAGAGAGACAUGCCAUGGAGAAGGAGGGAACAAAGGGUGGUGCCAGGGAGAUGGAUUUGGGGUGGAAGAAGUGGCCCGGGGAAGAGGCCUGGGAGAGACAAGUGGCCUUCAGGCCACAGUCGGGAGGAGAAGAGGCCUCGGGAGGAGGAGAGGCCGGGCAGGCAGGGCCUCCGAAAGGGAAGGCCCUGGGGAAGGAGGGAGUGCCCCAGGAAAGAGGAAGGCUUGGGGUCCAGGGCCAGCCUCCUGGUACCCAGGGCCCCUAUCAGAGGGCAUCUCAGCUCCGGGGAGCCUCCCUCCUCCAGCGGCUCCAUAAUGGGGAAGCCUCACCUCCAAGAGUGCCCAGCCCCCCACCUGCUCCUGAACCCCCGUGGCACUGUGGAGACCGAGGGGACAGGGGAGACCGAGCAGACAAGCAGCUGGUUGUGGCUCGAGGCCGAGGGUCUCCAUGGAAACGAGGCACCCGGGGGGGCAACUUGGUGACUGGCACACAGCGUUUCCAGGAGGCUCUCCAAGACCCUUUUACCCUGUGCCUUGCUAACGUGCCAGGCAAGCCAGACCUCCGCCAUAUCGUCAUCGAUGGCAGCAACGUGGCCAUGGUGCACGGCCUCCAGCACUACUUCUCCAGCCGGGGCAUCGCCAUUGCCGUGCAGUACUUCUGGGACCGAGGCCACCGCGACAUAACUGUCUUUGUGCCUCAGUGGCGUUUCAGUAAGGACUCCAAGGUCAGAGAGGGUCACUUCCUGCACAAGCUGUAUUCCCUCAGCCUGCUCUCCCUCACACCCUCCCGGGUCUUAGAUGGCAAGAGGAUCUCCUCCUAUGACGACAGGUUCAUGGUGAAGCUGGCUGAAGAGACUGACGGGAUCAUUGUCUCCAACGACCAGUUCCGGGACCUGGCAGAGGAGUCUGAGAAGUGGAUGGCAAUCAUCAGAGAGCGCCUGCUGCCUUUCACCUUUGUGGGAAACCUCUUCAUGGUGCCGGAUGACCCCCUGGGGCGAAAUGGCCCCACCCUGGAUGAGUUCCUGAAGAAACCAGUCAGGGCACCGGGGUCUUCUAAGCCUCAGCAUUCUGCCAGGGGCAUCACAGAACACAGUAAUCAGCAGCAGGGGAGAAAAGAAGAGGAAAAAGGCAAUGGCGGCAUUCGGAAGACGCGGGAGACAGAGCGGCUCCGGCGCCAACUGCUGGAGGUGUUUUGGGGCCAGGAUCACAAGGUGGACUUCAUCCUGCAGCGUGAGCCGUACUGCCGAGACAUCAACCAGCUCUCUGAGGCCCUGCUUAGUCUCAACUUCUGAGCUUCACCUGGCUGAGUGGCUGCCCCUCCGCUCAGCUCCAGUCUCACCCAGUUCAGCUCAUCCUGUGAGGGUCCCUCUGCUGCUCACACCCUGCCCCAGUCUCCCCCUGAGUUGGUGCUUUGUGUCAGGGAAGUUCUGAGGAAGAGCAUUCGUAUGUGAGGAAUGCUCUGGUGUGGAGCACUUUGGGGACAGGUCCAUGACGUGACCUGAUCUCAUCUUGAGUCAGGACCUCGACCAGCUCUCAGGAGGUUCUUCUCAGCCUUAACUUCUCAACCUUGCCUUUUGCAGGGUUUCUGUAGGGAGUGGGGGCUGCUGCAAGGGGUGGGUUCGGGAGAUUGGGACUGCUGGCCCCUGCUCCACGCCGAGCUGGGGGUGGAGGCUAGGGUAGGUGGGAGGGGAAUGGAGAACAGGUGGCCGGGAAGCUAAGCCUUUCCUCCUCAUGGCUGCUGCUCUGAAGGCCAGAGGACAGGGACGCUUCCCAGGCCUGGCUGGGCUCCUGGGCGCACCAAAGGGAAUGCUGGCCCCUGGAAAGGCUAGUGUUCCAGGGUCUGGGUCACAGUGGGGCAGCAGCGAGCUGGUGGAGAAGGCAGAGGGAGACUUGGCUUCUGGUCUCAGCUGUGCCUGCCUGUCACCUUGACUGAUCUUGGUCUUUACUUUUGCCUACAAGUCGGGGGUAAAAAUGCCUGUUGGGAGGAGAGAUGAGAACGUGGAGGAAAAACCCUUUGGACGAAAGGUACUUGGACCAAGUCUCAGGUGUGUCUGUCUGUGGUUGCACAGGCUUCUUAACCAGAACCUCACUUUCAGAGAGCUGAGGGUCCUCUGUCCCCAGGGCCUGUGCCCUGGAUUUUAACACUGCAUCCUCAGUAUAAUGUGCCCUGUAAUGGCUGCGUCCCUUUUGGGCAACCCUCCCCCCCAAUCCACAUUUACAGAACAGGUAAUUAGGGUGACUGCAUUACCAGUAAACUCUCAGGGUUUGUUCCUCUCAACGGCAGCUCUCCUGUUGCAUCCAGGUGUUUGUUUACAGAUGAACGAAUGUGUCGGCUAGUCCCAGUCUCUGGUUAACGCACUUGCUCGAGCGCUGAGCAGUCACCAAACUGAUGAAGCUAUGUUCUGUGAGGACAACGAUCAUGUGACCAGACCCCAGCAUUUUCUCUAUAGAACAGCUAUGUCGCAUAAAGUGAAUCCCACUUC
Molecule: messenger RNA, 5433 nt
Organism: Bubalus bubalis (water buffalo)
Lineage: Eukaryota; Metazoa; Chordata; Mammalia; Artiodactyla; Bovidae
Gene: KHNYN
Product: KH and NYN domain containing
Exons: 8
Coding region: 2086-4242 (718 amino acids)
Cellular component (GO): nucleus; cytoplasmic ribonucleoprotein granule
Molecular function (GO): RNA endonuclease activity; mRNA binding
Source: RefSeq, a predicted model, not a curated record